AAGGCAUUGUAGUGCCAUACGGUACUUAUUUUAUUUUAGUUUGGUUGUUUAGUUUAGUAGUUCCGUACUCGCUACCAAUAGUCGUUGUGGUUUCGUUGCUUGCACACAGACACAGACACACUCACACAGCUCGCCUUUCUCGGGACAAUAUCGGCUCGCCCCGGCCUCGGCCUGCGCUCCACUGCGCUCUACUCCACUCCACUGCACUGCACUCCACUCCGCCUAGAUGUCGUCAAAGGAAAUACCCAGGUCGUCGUCGUCGUCCCCGUCGUUGCCCAUGGCCAUGUCGACGGCGGUCUCGUUGAUCCUCGCGUUCUCGGGGAGUUCCCCGUACUGCUUGAGGUUCCUCGCCUCGUCGGCCGUGUACUUGUGGACAAUGUCCACCUUCUCGUCCUGGAAGUCUCGCUUGGCGACCAGGACGAUGUCUCCGGCGGUGAUCCAGACCUUCUUGCGCAUCUUUCCGCGGAUGUGCCCCAGCCGGGUGACACCGUCGAAGCAGAAGCACUCGCAGCGGCCGUUGCCGAGCAUCUUGACCACCUGGGAGUACUCCUGGCCGUCCUCCUUGAACUCGAGCUCGCGCUUGGAUUCCUCGCCGUCUCCCUUUCCCCGUCUCCGGUUCUUUCCUCCCUUUCCUGUGGUGUGUAUGGUGUAUGGUGUAUGGUGUACGUUGUGUGGCAAUGGUUUGCGACGACCCGCAACGAGUGCGGUGCAGCGCGGCAGCGAACGAACACGAUGCAAAAAGAAAUCRGAAAACAGGGGUGUGUGAGUCCAGAUCCAGAUCCAAUUCGCAAAAAAAAAUCCUCCAUCCUCCGUUAUCGGUUCCGUUCGCAAACAGACAAACAGACGGUGCGUUCUGUGUUCGUGGCUCGGUCACUCGUUCCUGUGCAACAGCACCGUUGUGUUGUGUUGCGUGGCGUCGCUUUUUGUCGCCUUGGGUUGUCUUUUCCGUUCGAUUGCCUUCGAUUCCGUCUCCAGAGGAACCAAGGGAGCAAGGAGACAACAACCAGAGGGAAGGACCGAGACGAGCGGCCGGGAAACAGCAAGCCAGCGAGGAGGAAAACAGGCAGCAACCGCAACAAACACAACCCCCGACGCCGCCGGAGCGGAUUUUGCGGGCGUYGCCGUGGUUGGAUUUGGUUUGGUUUGUUUGGAAGUUUGGUUUCGUUUUGUGUGCGGCCCGGAACGAAACCCUCGGGUUCGAAGCGAAACGGCUUUCUCUUGGAAUGCAUUGCAUCGCAUCGCAUUGGAAUUGAAUGGACCAGACCAAUGGCACCGCGAUCCUCCUCCUGUCCAUUUUCUCGCAUUGAAUUUGAUU
Molecule: messenger RNA, 1315 nt
Organism: Pseudo-nitzschia multistriata
Lineage: Eukaryota; Bacillariophyta; Bacillariophyceae; Bacillariales; Bacillariaceae
Source: the annotation of a GenBank genome assembly